CUUUUUGGGUUUUGGGUCCUCAUUUUGUUUGAUAAAACAGAAUUUGAACCCAAUCUGGACGGUUCCACCAACUGAAGGCAGAAUAUGAUACUACUCUCUACAGCUCAUCUUCCGCCACGUGCCCUCGUCUCUCUGUAGUAGUUCUUUUUCUUGUAUAAAAACAGGGCUCAUUUCAUUUCCAUCUCGCAGCAUACACUCAACUCUCGAGAUUUUCAGCAACUUUUCACUCCUUCGCUCUCCUCUCCUCUCCUCCUACCUUGAAACCCCACAUAAGCUUUUCCUUUGUUCUUCCAAUUCUCCUUGUCUGUAGCCUGCUUCGAGAAUUCAAGAGAUGAGUCGUUUCUGGACUUUCCUCACCCACGUUCACGUUGUUGCUGGGCCGGUUACGAUGCUGCUUUACCCUCUGUAUGCGUCAGUGAUGGCGAUAGAGAGCCCUGGUAAGGAGGACGAUGAGCAGUGGCUUGCUUAUUGGAUCAUCUAUUCCUUCAUAACCCUCUCCGAGAUGCUGCUUCAAUCCGUUCUCGAGUGGGUUCCAAUAUGGUACACGGCGAAGCUGGUGCUGGCGGCGUGGCUGGUUCUGCCGCAGUUCAAAGGGGCAGCUUUCUUGUAUGAGCGGUUCGUGAGGGCGCACAUCAGGAAACAUCUCACUAACAAGGGCAGUGGCGCCAAGGGCAAGAGCAAGUUCGUGCAGUUCGUUACCAACAAGAAAGGAGAGCAAGAGGCUUACUGAUUGGAACAACGGCAACAACCAAAGGAACAGACGAAGGACAAACAGAGAAAUCGUUUUAGUAGAAUGGGGGCUUGGUUUGGUUUCCGCUUUCGUUUUAGUUGUUUCUUCUAUUGCAGGCAGCUGCUGUUUUUCUUUUGCAGUUUGAGUUAAGGGAUUGUAAUGUCAACUCAAACCGUUUUUAGGAGCAUAAUUUCGGUAACAGAAGAGGACAAGCAUUCCCACUUUGGCAUAUGAAUAUCAGCAGAGGGUCCUGGACUGGUGAAGAUUGUCGCUCCUGCGACCCGUAAGUCAUCCGAUGCUGUAGACGAAGCCAUUCCCAUUUUGUUGAUCGGGAAGGAGUUACACGUCGUGAACAACCCCUACGACAACAAUGUUUCCGGUGACGAUAUAGCAACUCUCCCUAUUAGUGAGUGAUGAGUAAAUGGCUUGUGGGAGAGGAAACUAUUAUUAUUGGUGAGUUCGUACGAUUUACACGAUGCUUGAACUGUCAAUGCAUUAGUGAGCUUGAGUGGUCACAAACCCCUGGAAUGUUGCG
Linum tenue is the source of this 1265-nucleotide messenger RNA. The record is from the annotation of a GenBank genome assembly. NCBI's taxonomy places the organism in Eukaryota, Viridiplantae, Streptophyta, Magnoliopsida, Malpighiales, Linaceae.